Messenger RNA from Salarias fasciatus (jewelled blenny), 1512 nucleotides. It is a transcript of the gene psmd8, whose product is annotated as proteasome 26S subunit, non-ATPase 8. Gene Ontology annotation, biological process: proteasome-mediated ubiquitin-dependent protein catabolic process. Gene Ontology annotation, cellular component: cytosol; proteasome regulatory particle, lid subcomplex; nucleus. The transcript is spliced from 7 exons. The coding region runs from base 40 to 837 and encodes 265 amino acids. The record is from RefSeq and is a predicted model, not a curated record. Lineage: Eukaryota; Metazoa; Chordata; Actinopteri; Blenniiformes; Blenniidae.
UAUUCCGUCGGCCGGUGUCGUACAUUUUGCAGAAUCACCAUGGCGUUGAAAGAGACCGCGGGGCUGUACGAGACCCUCAAAACCGAGUGGAAUAAGAAGAACCCAAACCUCAGCAAAUGUGGAGAACUCCUCAGUAAACUCAAGAUUUCGUUACUGGAGCUGAACUUUUUACCAACCAGCGGGUCUGCAUUGACCAAGCAGCAGCUCAUCUUAGCUCGUGAUGUCCUUGAAAUCGGAGCUUUGUGGAGUAUCCUGAAGAAGGACAUCCCAUCCUUUGAGAGAUACAUGGCCCAGCUGAAAUGCUACUACUUUGAUUACAAGGAUGAGCUGCCUGAAGCCGCCUACAUGCACCAGCUACUGGGGCUGAACCUGCUUUUCCUGCUCUCACAGAACCGAGUGUCUGAGUUUCACACAGAGCUGGAGAGACUGAGUGCACGAGACAUUCAGAGCAACGUAUACAUCAAACACCCAGUGUCCUUAGAGCAGUACUUGAUGGAGGGAAGCUACAACAAGGUAUUUCUGGCCAAAGGCAACAUCCCAGCGGAGAGCUACACCUACUUUAUAGAUAUUCUGCUUGACACAAUUCGUGGUGAGAUCGCUGGCUGCAUAGAGAAAGCGUACGAGCAGAUCCAGUUCAGCGAAGCUACCCGGGUGCUUUUCUUCAGCACCCCCAAAAAGAUGACAGACUACGCCAAGAAGCGCGGGUGGAGUUUGAGCGCGGACGGCUACUACUCCUUCAGCAGCCAGCAGCAGCGGACAGAGGAGGUGAACAUCCCGUCCACGGAGCUGGCGCAGCAGGUCAUCGAAUACGCACGACAGCUGGAAAUGAUUGUGUAAUCCGCCCCCAGGAACACUCUCCAGCCCGUACAGAUGCACUCAGACAAACACGACUCCGGCCCAGCGUACAUCACACCACACACACACACACACACCACAGUGUUUCCUUUGUUCUCUCUUCUUCAGCCAUCACUCAUCUGACCUUCUGUCGUGUAGCUGCGGGUCUGACUGUCUGAUCAGUACAAACGUGGAGAACCAAACUCAAAGUGUCACAAUGUUAGAUCCUUUCAGCUGUUGGAACCUUUUUUUUUUCAUUUUAAUUGAAGACAUGUAACUAUUUUUCCUGAGUAGAAAACGGAUAUGAAACAUUAAAAUUGAUCUGUUAUUCAGCCAUUCCCCCGAAGGUGUCUGGAAAACAAAAACUCUGAGCUACUGUGGUUCUUUUACAACCACAGUAAAAAAAAAAAAAAAAAAUCUUCAUAAUCACCACUCUGGGUUUUUUGCUUUCAGUGCCACACUCUUUUUGUUUCUGUUGGUGAAACGAGAUGUUUUUACAUCCAGGCUCUUCUCCUCAGUAGCACCCAGGGAGGAUCAGUCCACCGCUAAGGGAAUUGCCAUAAGUUGUUUUCUAUACAGUGUUGCCUCUUCCUCUUCUAGAUUAGGUUUGUAAUCCAGGUGAUCUUACAAAACAAAUUCUUGUCUGCAAUAAAUUCAAAAAAUAAACUUUAUCAUUAC